Messenger RNA from Emys orbicularis (European pond turtle), 1863 nucleotides. RefSeq names its product peroxisomal biogenesis factor 5 like (gene PEX5L). Gene Ontology annotation, cellular component: peroxisomal membrane; cytosol. NCBI's taxonomy places the organism in Eukaryota, Metazoa, Chordata, Testudines, Emydidae. The transcript is spliced from 14 exons. The coding region runs from base 94 to 1863 and encodes 589 amino acids. Gene Ontology annotation, molecular function: protein binding. Gene Ontology annotation, biological process: protein import into peroxisome matrix, docking. The record is from RefSeq and is a predicted model, not a curated record.
GAAACCUUGAAGAAAAAGUGGCUCUGUCUUCAAAAAAGUGACCUGACCUUUGCUUUGGGGAAAGGCUCUAGGGCGGCAGAUAAGGCUGUUGCCAUGGUGAUGAAGGAGAUACCGAGGGAGGAGUCUGCAGAGGAAAAGCCCCUCCUUACUAUGACAUCACAGCUGGUGAAUGAGCAACAAGAAAGCAGACCCCUCUUGAGCCCCUCCAUUGAUGACUUUCUCUGUGAAACCAAACCAGAAGCCAUUGCCAGACCAGUAACAUCAAAUACAGCUGUAUUAUCAACCGGUCUGGAUCUCUUGGAUCUGAGUGAACCUGUCUUACAAACCCAAAGCAAGACAAAGAAGUCAGAGAAUGCAUCAAGAGGUGAAAACUUAAAGGCUUCAACCCACAGAAAGAAGACAGACAACUCAGACCUUAUAAAUGUGGAUGCUGAGCAGAAGGUCCAGAUUGGGAGAGCGCCAGAGAAGUCAUCAUUAGAUUUAGUAAAUAUUCAGACACAGCUCGAGAAAUGGGAUGAAGUGAAGUUUCAUGGAGAGAGGAACGGCAAGGGUCAUUCAGCUAUAGAACGAAAAUCUUCAUCAUCUAGAGCUCCAUCAAAAGAGCUUUUAUGGUCUACAGAGAACAGAUCGCAGUCUGAGCUGACUAGUGUCAAAAGUGCCUUGGAGUCCAAUUCAGCAUCAGAUUUAGAAUUAGUACCUGCAACACAGGCACGAUCAACCAAAGAGCAGCGUUGGGGAGGUUCACUCCUCUCCAGAAAUCAUUCCUUGGAGGAGGAAUUUGAAAGAGCAAAGGCAGCUGUUGAGUCAGACACAGAGUUUUGGGAUAAGAUGCAAGCUGAAUGGGAAGAAAUGGCUCAGAGAAACUGGAUUUCAGAGAACCAAGAAGCGCGUGGCCAAGUAACUGUCUCGACCAGUGAGAAGGGCUAUUAUUUUCAUACCGAAAACCCUUUCAGAGACUGGCCUGGUGCGUUUGAGGAAGGACUGAAAAAACUGAAAGAAGGAGACCUGCCCCUCACUAUCUUAUACAUGGAGGCUGCCAUUCUACAAGACCCCAGUGAUGCAGAGGCCUGGCAGUUUCUUGGUAUAACACAGGCAGAGAAUGAAAAUGAGCAGGGAGCUAUUGUCGCCCUCCAAAGGUGCUUGCAGCUACAGCCAAACAACUUAAAAGCUCUGAUGGCCUUGGCUGUGAGCUACACUAAUACUGGCCAUCAACAGGAAGCCUGUGAAGCUUUAAGAAACUGGAUAAAGCAAAACCCAAAAUACAAGUAUAUCAUGAAGAGCAAAAGAGGGUCUCCAGCACUUACCAGGAGAAAGUCUGAGCCAUCAAAAGAAAGUUCAUUACUCGAAGAAGUAAAGGAAGUGUACCUGGAGGCAGCUCACCAGAAUGGUGAGAUGAUAGACCCUGACUUGCAAACAGGACUUGGAGUGCUUUUCCAUCUGAACAGAGAAUUUAACAGAGCAAUAGACGCAUUUAAUGCUGCCUUAACUGUUCGGCCAGAGGACUAUUCAUUAUGGAACCGCCUUGGAGCAACCUUGGCAAAUGGGGAUCGAAGUGAGGAAGCUGUGGAGGCAUAUACUAGAGCUUUAGAAAUUCAGCCAGGCUUCAUUAGGUCCAGAUACAAUUUGGGAAUAAGCUGCAUCAACCUAGGAGCUUACAGAGAGGCUGUCAGCAAUUUUCUCACUGCUCUCAGUUUGCAAAGAAAAAGCAGGAAUCAACAGCAGGUUCCCCAGCCGGAAAUUUCAGGCAAUAUCUGGGCAGCUCUCAGAAUCGCUCUAUCUAUGAUGGACCAGCCAGAACUAUUUCAAGCCGCUAAUUUGGGUGAUCUGGAUGUUCUGUUAAGAGCUUUUAACCUAGAGCCAUAA